Molecule: messenger RNA, 518 nt
Organism: Linum tenue
Lineage: Eukaryota; Viridiplantae; Streptophyta; Magnoliopsida; Malpighiales; Linaceae
Source: the annotation of a GenBank genome assembly
GAUAGAAGUUGAUGCUCUAGCUAACAUAUCACUUUACUUCCAACAAAAAGCCACUAGAAAAACAAAAUUAGUGAGAAAUCAUCCAUGAUGAAAAGGUUGUCAUGGGCGAUUAUUUUCAUACUUCUUCUUAUUUGUCUCUUCCAUGGGAACGAGGUUGUAGCAUUCCGUAGUCACGAAUUUGGGCCGAAGAUGGAUUUUUGCGACAAGUUCACUUCUUUUCCUCAAAGAUUUUUGCAUAUCCGAGGUGGUGGUUGCAAGGACUCAAUAUGCGACACUGCAUGCAACAACAUGUUUGGAGGUGUUGGAAUAGUUGUUGCUGGACGAUGUGAGCAGCAUACUUGCGCAUGCUACGACUUUUGCUAUCAUUAUAAUGAUCCUCCGCUAACCGAAUUAAAUUAAGAAAAAGAGACUAAUUUUUCUGCAACUAAAUAAAUAAUUUGGGUGCCUCCAAUAUUUAUUGGUUUCUCAAUAGUUACAGGUUAUUAUUUAGUAGAGUAUUUCUUUGUAUUUCCACUUAU